Tetrapisispora phaffii CBS 4417 is the source of this 870-nucleotide messenger RNA. RefSeq names its product Rna15p (gene RNA15). Gene Ontology annotation, biological process: mRNA 3'-end processing. Bases 1 to 870 code for a protein of 289 amino acids. The record is from RefSeq and is a predicted model, not a curated record. Gene Ontology annotation, cellular component: mRNA cleavage and polyadenylation specificity factor complex. NCBI's taxonomy places the organism in Eukaryota, Fungi, Ascomycota, Saccharomycetes, Saccharomycetales, Saccharomycetaceae. The transcript has a single exon. Gene Ontology annotation, molecular function: mRNA binding.
AUGAAUAAAUUUGGAAAUGCAGGCGUGCAAAACAACCCUCCUUCUCGUGUGAUAUACAUUGGGUCUAUCCCAUAUGACCAAACUGAAGAACAGAUACUGGAUUUAUGCAGCAAUGUUGGCCCAGUGGUGAAUUUGAAGAUGAUGUUUGACCCUCAAACAGGUCGUUCCAAGGGGUACGCUUUUGUGGAAUACAAAGACUUAGAAACCAGUGCUUCUGCUGUGCGCAAUUUAAAUGGUUACCAGGUAGGCUCUAGAUUGCUAAAAUGCGGGUAUUCUUCCAACAGCGAUAUUUCUGGCAGUGCCGGCAACGACAACAACGAUAAUAGCAACAUCCACGAUAUAAACGGCAACUUGAGCAACGGCAUGAUGAAACAUGGGGGGAACGUGGAAUACAUAGACAGUAAGUUUUUGAAUUUACCUAAUGGUGUCGACGUGAAUAUCAAUAUGACUACACCAGCGAUGAUGAUUUCCAGCGAGCUUGCCAAGAUCGACAAGAGCGAGCAGCUGGUGAUACUGGACAACUUCCAGAAGUACUGCAGCGAGCAUGAAGAGGAAGCCAGCGAGCUGUUAAACGAAUUCCCUCAGUUGAUAUAUAGUAUAGCGGAGCUGUUGCUGACGAACGGGGUCUGCAAGACCGACGAUUUGAUUCCGUUGACCAACAGCGUACCGAGCAGUGGCAAUGCGGGUGAUAGCGAUGAGACUGGGAAGAGCAAUGCAGUGGACAAAGAGAUGCAAGAGAAACAAAAGAACCUGUUGAGACAGGUCCUGCAAUUGAGCGACAGCGAAAUUGCAAUCCUACCUGAUGAUGAGCGCAUGGGCAUCUGGGACAUCAAGCAGAAAGUGCUAAAGGGAGAGUUCGGCAGCUUAUAA